Molecule: messenger RNA, 5219 nt
Organism: Lactuca sativa (garden lettuce)
Lineage: Eukaryota; Viridiplantae; Streptophyta; Magnoliopsida; Asterales; Asteraceae
Gene: XIF
Product: myosin-like protein XIF
Biological process (GO): actin filament organization
Cellular component (GO): actin cytoskeleton; cytoplasm; membrane
Molecular function (GO): microfilament motor activity; ATP binding; actin filament binding
Source: RefSeq, a predicted model, not a curated record
GUGGGGUGGGGGUGGUGCUACUUUUGCUUUUUUUGAGUUACCAUCACUACGACCACCAUUAGCUCUCUUUGAAACAUUCUUUUCCAACUUUUCUUAUUUCCCAUAACCUUAAAACUCUCUCUUUAAUUCUUUCUCUCUUUCUUCAAUUCAUAUUUGGAAAUUUGGUGUUUUUACUUGUGUAUCUAAUGAUCCUAUAGACUUGGAGAAAUGGGAACUCCGGUGAAUAUUAUCGUCGGAUCACAUGUUUGGGUUGAAGAUCCUGAAAUUGCAUGGAUUGAUGGAGAGGUUUUAGAUAUCAAAGGAAGCAAUGCUACGAUAGUUACCACAAAUGGAAAAACUAUAAAAGCAAAUAUAUCGAAUAUAUAUCCAAAGGAUACGGAAGCACCACCAGCUGGAGUUGAUGACAUGACUAAGUUAGCUUACCUUCAUGAGCCUGGAGUGCUUUACAACCUUGCUGCCCGAUUUGCCCUCAAUGAAAUAUACACGUACACUGGGAACAUAUUAAUAGCAGUAAAUCCGUUUCGAAGAUUACCACAUUUGUAUGAUGUUCACAUGAUGGAGCAAUAUAAAGGGGCCACUUUUGGAGAGUUGAGUCCACAUCUUUUUGCUAUUGCUGAUGACUGCUACAGGGCAAUGAUCAAUGAAAAUGGAAGUCAGUCGAUAUUGGUGAGUGGGGAGAGUGGAGCAGGAAAAACUGAGACAACAAAAAUGUUGAUGAGAUACCUUGCUUUCAUGGGAGGCAGAUCAGGUACAGAAGGAAGAACAGUUGAACAACAAGUUCUCGAGUCAAAUCCAGUUCUUGAAGCCUUUGGGAAUGCCAAAACUGUGAAGAACAACAAUUCAAGUCGUUUUGGUAAAUUUGUAGAGAUCCAAUUCGAUAAGCAAGGAAAGAUAUCAGGGGCUGCAGUCCGAACUUAUCUUCUAGAAAGAUCACGUGUUUGCCAAGUAUCUGAUCCCGAGAGGAAUUACCAUUGCUUUUACAUGCUUUGUGCAGCACCCCCUGAGGAUGCGAAGAAGUUUAAACUAGGAGAUCCAAGAUCGUUUCAUUAUUUGAAUCAAACAAAUUGCUAUGAAGUAGCAAAUAUUGAUGAUGGAAGAGAAUAUUUGGAAACACGAAGUGCUAUGGAUGUUGUGGGAAUCAACAAUGAUGAACAGGAUGCAAUAUUUCGUGUUGUAGCUGCAAUUCUUCAUCUUGGAAAUGUUGACUUUAUCAAGGGGAAAGAAUUUGACUCUUCAAAAGUCAAAGAUGAAAAGUCACUCUAUCAUCUUCGUACAGCAGCAGAGCUACUAAUGUGUGACGAAAAAGCCCUUGAGCAAUCAUUAUGUGAGCGUGUUAUUGUAACCCCAGAUGGAAAUAUCACAAAACCAUUAGAUCCAGCAGCAGCUGCUUUGAGUCGUGAUGCCCUAGCAAAAACAGUCUACUCCAGACUCUUUGACUGGAUUGUGGACAAAAUAAACAAUUCAAUUGGUCAGGAUCCUACUGCAAAAAGCAUAAUUGGAGUCCUUGAUAUAUAUGGCUUUGAAAGCUUCAAGAUUAACAGUUUUGAACAGUUAUGCAUUAACCUAACAAAUGAAAAGCUGCAACAGCAUUUUAAUCAGCAUGUGUUCAAGAUGGAGCAAGAAGAAUACACAAAGGAGGAAAUCAACUGGAGCUAUGUAGAAUUUGUGGACAAUCAAGAUGUUUUAGAUCUAAUUGAAAAGAAACCUGGGGGCAUCAUUGCUCUUCUUGAUGAAGCAUGUAUGUUUCCUAAGGCAACACAUGAGACAUUUGCUCAAAAGAUGUAUCAGACAUAUAAAUCACACAAACGGUUUGCAAAGCCAAAACUUUCUAGAACAAAUUUCACAAUCAAUCAUUAUGCAGGAGAUGUUACCUAUCAAGCUGAUCACUUUCUGGACAAGAACAAGGAUUAUGUUGUAGCAGAGUUUCAAGCUUUGUUAAAUGACUCAAACUGCCCCUUUGUAGCAAAUCUCUUCCCACCAUUAGAGGAUUCAUCUAAACAAUCCAAGUUUUCCUCCAUAGGAACUCGCUUUAAGCAACAACUACAAUCAUUAAUGGAAACCUUGAGCACAACAGAGCCACAUUACAUCAGAUGUGUAAAGCCUAAUACGGUUUUGAAGCCAGGAAUAUUUGAAAAUGACAAUGUUUUGAGUCAGUUAAGAUGUGGGGGUGUUCUGGAGGCAAUUAGAAUAAGUUGUGCUGGGUAUCCAACAAAAAGAUCUUUUGAUGAAUUCCUAGAAAGAUUUGGGAUGUUGGCUCCAGAUGUUCUUGAUGGAUCUGAUGAGAAAUCAGCAUGUGUAGCAAUUUGUGAUAGAUUUGGAUUGAAGGGGUAUCAGAUAGGAAAAAGCAAGGUUUUUCUUAGGGCUGGACAGAUGGCAGAAUUAGAUGCAAGGAGAGCUGAAGUUCUAGCAACAGCAGCAAGAAGAAUCCAGAGACAAAUCAGAACAUAUCUCACACGUAAAGAAUUCAUUGUCCUUAAAAAAGCCACAAUCAAUACACAAAAGAACUGGAGAGCAAGACUUGCGCGUAUGUUGUAUGAGUAUUUAAGGAAAGAAGCUGCAUCUAUACGUAUACAGAAGCAUAUACGUGGAGGUAUAGCAAGAGCAUCAUACAAGCAUUUACAAGGAGCGUCUGUAUCUAUUCAGACUGGGCUUAGAGCAAUGGCUGCAAGAGAUGAGUUCAGAAGAAGAAGAAGAAACAAGGCUGCAACUAUAGUUCAGACUGAAUGGAGGAGAUUCCAUGCAUGUUCUGAAUAUAAGAAGAAGCAGAAAGCAACUCUUACACUUCAAUGUCUAUGGAGAUCAAAGGUAGCAAGGAAAGAACUAAGAAUGUUGAAGCUGGCUGCAAGAGAUGCUGGAGCCCUUAGAGAAGCUAAGGACAAACUGGAGAAGCGAGUUGAAGAGCUGACAUGGAGAUUAGACUUUGAAAAGCAUUUGAGGGUUGAUCUUGAAGAAGCAAAGGGAGUAGAAAUCACAAAGUUGCAGAAUGCUUUGCAAGAAAUGCAAGGGAAACUAGAAGAAGCACAUAACCAAAUUGUUCAUGAGAAAGAAGCAGCAAAAAUAGCUAUUGAACAAGCCCCUCCAGUCAUUAAAGAAGUACCCGUUGUAGACAAUACUAAAUUGGAGGAAUUAACUGAUCAAAAUCAUAAACUGGAGGAUGAAAUUCUAGAGUUUAAGAAGAGAGUUGAGGAAUUUGAGAAGAAAUUCAAUGAAGUUGACAAUGAGAGCAAAAAUAGACUUAAAGAGUUGGAGGAAUCACAAGCAAAAAUCUCAGGUCUUCAGGAGACCAUUGAAAGGUUAGAUGCAAACUUAUCCAACCUCGAAUCAGAAAAUCAAGUUUUGAGACAAGAAGCAUUGGUUGCUUCAACUAAUGAAGACCUCACAGAAGAAACUGAAAACCUCAAAAGCAAGAUCAAAGAAUUAGAGUCAGAAAAUGAAUUCCUUCGCAACCAAAAGGUGGUGGUGGUGGAGCAGAUAACCACCCCUGAAAAGGUCUCACCACAACUACAGAGUUUGAAUAAUGGACAUGAAAAGAAUGAUGAUUUUGAAACACCACAUGUAGAGCAAGAAAAGACAAAGGAGUUAGAAAACACCCCAUAUUCAUCCCUAACAAAACAAAAAUCACUUACAGACAGACAGCAGGAGAACCAUGAUGUUUUAAUCAAGUGUCUUUUGGAAGAUAAGAGAUUUGACAAAACAAGACCAGUUGCAGCAUGUAUUGUGUAUAAAACAUUGGUUCAAUGGAGGUCAUUUGAGGCAGAAAAGACACAUAUUUUUGAUAGAAUUAUUCACACAAUUCGAUCUUCUAUAGAGACUCAGGAUAACAUCAAAGAUUUAGCAUACUGGCUAUCAACAACUUCAACUCUUUUGUUCCUACUGCAAAGUACAAUCAAAGCAAGUGGUUCACCUUAUAAGUCUCCACAUCGUAAUCGCGCCUCACCUACCACAUUGUUUGGUAGAAUGACACAAGGUUUUCGUACAUCUCCUAUGGGUAUGGGUAUCUCUAGUGGAUAUAGUGGAAUGGAAGGGAAGCCAAGUGCACAAUCAAAAAUAGAAGCCAAAUAUCCUGCACUUUUGUUCAAGCAACAUCUAACAGCUUGUGUAGAAAAAUUGUAUGGAAUGAUUCGUGACAGCUUAAAGAAAGAGAUAAGCCCGUUUUUGAAUUCAUGCAUUCAGGCACCAAGAUCUACUAGGGUGAGACCAACAAGAGGGGCAUCAAGAAAUAUUCUUUCAAAUAUUGUGGCAAAACAACAGGCAUCAAUUAUACACUGGCAAAGCAUCGUUAAUAGUUUGGACAACACCUUGGGCAUACUGUCUGAAAACUAUGUUCCUUCAAUAAUCACAAGGAAAAUUUUCAGUCAAGUAUUCUCAUUCAUAGAUGUCCAGUUCUUCAAUAGCUUAUUGCUUCGUCGUGAAUGCUGUUCAUUUAGUAAUGGAGAAUAUGUUAAAUCGGGUUUGCAUGAACUUGAACAAUGGUGUAAGAAAGCAACGGAUCAGUUUGCUGGAUCUUCAUGGGAUGAGUUAAGGCACAUAAGGCAGGCAGUUGGGUUAUUGGUAUCACACCAAAAGACUCAAAAGUCCAUGGAGGAGAUCACAAAUGAACUUUGCUCGGUGUUGAGUGUUCCACAAAUAUACCGUAUUGGAACUAUGUUCUGGGAUGACAAAUAUGGAACUCAAGGAUUAUCUCAGGAGGUAAUUGGCAAGAUGAGAUCACUAAUGGCAGAAGAUUCAGUUAGCAUGCCCAACAAUUCUUUCUUGCUUGAUGUGGAUUCAAGCAUACCGUUUUCUUUGGAAGAAAUAUCCCAAUCUUUCCUUGAUAUUGAUUUAUCUGAAAUCGAUCCACCACCCCUCCUUCGUCAAAGAUCAGAUUUUCAUUUCCUGUUGCAGCAAAUAGAAUGAAACUAUUUAUUUUUUAAGCGGAAUUAAGCAGAAGAAAGCAGAAAUCCGCUGAAAUUAAUUGAUUGAUUACAUGAGUGCCAAGAAUGUGAUUUUUUUUCAUUCUUUUCUCCAUUCAAAGUUUCAGGUGAGGAUUUGAGAUUUUUUUAUUUAUUACAGAGUGAUGUUAGAAGUGUGGUUUCAUAUUGAUUAUUGUAAAAAAUGACAAAAGGAUUGUAUUUUUGAAGAUAAGUGAAAGAUGUGUAAAAGAUACUGGUGUUUUUGAAGAUCAAGGAGAGAUGUGUAAAAGAUGUUUGUCACAAUAUAAGUGAGAGAUUUUGUAUGUA